AGCUGCCGCAGCCAUGGGGAACCGCGGGAUGGAAGAUCUCAUCCCUUUGGUCAACCGGCUCCAAGAUGCCUUCUCGGCCAUCGGCCAGAACGCCGACCUCGACUUGCCCCAGAUCGCCGUGGUCGGGGGCCAGAGCGCCGGCAAGAGCUCGGUCCUGGAGAAUUUCGUCGGGAGGGAUUUCCUACCUCGUGGAUCUGGCAUUGUCACCAGACGCCCUCUGGUCCUGCAACUGGUUAAUGCCAACACAGAAUAUGGAGAAUUUUUGCACUGCAAAGGGAAGAAGUUUACUGACUUUGAGGAGAUACGCCAAGAGAUCGAAGCGGAGACUGAUAGAAUUACUGGAUCCAACAAAGGCAUUUCUCCAGUCCCCAUCAACCUGCGAGUCUACUCCCCCCAUGUCUUGAGUUUGACCUUGGUGGAUCUACCUGGGAUGACUAAAGUUCCAGUGGGAGACCAGCCGCCUGACAUCGAGUUCCAGAUCCGUGACAUGCUCAUGCAGUUUGUCACCAAAGAGAACUGCCUCAUCCUCGCAGUUUCUCCAGCCAAUUCUGAUCUGGCCAACUCAGAUGCCCUCAAGAUUGCAAAAGAAGUCGAUCCCCAAGGCCAGCGUACUAUUGGAGUCAUAACCAAACUGGAUCUAAUGGAUGAGGGAACUGAUGCUCGGGAUGUUCUAGAGAACAAGCUGCUUCCACUACGGAGAGGUUACAUUGGUGUGGUCAACAGAAGUCAGAAGGACAUUGACGGAAAGAAGGACAUUUCUGCUGCGCUGGCUGCAGAGAGGAAGUUUUUUCUGUCCCACCCAGCAUAUAGGCACAUGGCUGAACGCAUGGGCACCCCCUUCCUACAAAAGACACUGAACCAGCAAUUGACCAAUCACAUUCGAGACACACUGCCAGGCCUGCGGAACAAGCUCCAAAGUCAGCUCCUUUCCAUUGAAAAAGAAGUGGAUGAGUAUAAGAAUUUCCGCCCCGAUGACCCUUCCCGCAAGACCAAAGCUUUGCUUCAGAUGGUUCAACAGUUUGCUGUGGACUUUGAGAAACGCAUUGAAGGCUCUGGGGAUCAGAUAGAUACCUAUGAGCUGUCUGGAGGUGCUAGGAUCAAUCGUAUCUUCCACGAACGUUUUCCCUUUGAGCUGGUGAAGAUGGAAUUCGAUGAGAAGGAGCUCCGUCGAGAGAUCAGCUACGCCAUCAAGAACAUCCAUGGUAUCAGAACCGGUCUGUUCACGCCUGACAUGGCCUUUGAGACCAUUGUGAAAAAGCAGGUGAAGAAGAUUAAAGAGCCUUGCCUGAAAUGUGUGGACAUGGUCAUUUCGGAGUUAAUCAAUACCGUUAGACAGUGCACCAAGAAGCUCAGCCAGUAUCCCCACCUGCGGGAGGAAAUGGAGAGAAUUGUUACGACCCAUAUCCGUGAGCGCGAGGGCAGGACCAAGGACCAGGUCAUGCUCCUGAUAGACAUUGAAUUGGCCUACAUGAAUACAAACCAUGAAGAUUUCAUUGGAUUUGCCAACGCUCAGCAGCGGAGCAGCCAGAUGAGCAAGAAGAAAACAGCCGGUAAUCAGGAUGAGAUCCUGGUGAUCCGCAAGGGCUGGCUCACCAUCAACAACAUUGGCAUCAUGAAGGGUGGCGCCAAAGAGUACUGGUUUGUUCUGACAGCUGAGAACCUCUCGUGGUACAAGGAUGACGAGGAGAAGGAGAAGAAGUACAUGCUACCAGUGGAUAACCUAAAACUACGGGAUGUCGAGAAAGGCUUCAUGUCCAGCAAACACAUCUUUGCCCUCUUCAAUACGGAACAGAGGAAUGUUUACAAAGACUAUCGGCAACUGGAGCUGGCAUGUGAGACACAGGAGGAGGUGGAUAGUUGGAAGGCCUCCUUCUUGCGCGCAGGAGUUUACCCAGAACGUGUUGGGUCCAGCGAGUCAGAAGAGAACGGAUCGGAUAGCUUGAUGCAUUCCAUGGACCCUCAGCUGGAGAGGCAGGUGGAAACCAUCAGGAACCUCGUGGACUCCUACAUGGCCAUCGUCAACAAGACCAUUCGCGACCUCAUGCCUAAGACCAUCAUGCACCUUAUGAUAAACAAUACAAAAGAAUUUAUCCACUCAGAACUGUUGGCGAACCUGUACUCUUGUGGAGACCAGAACACCUUGAUGGAGGAAUCGGCUGAACAGGCCCAGCGGCGCGACGAGAUGCUGCGCAUGUACCACGCCUUGAGGGAGGCGCUCAACAUCAUCGGAGACAUCAACACCACUACCAUCAGCACGCCCCUGCCCCCGCCGGUGGACGACUCUUGGCUGCAGGUGCAGAACAUACCGUCCGGACGCAGGUCUCCCACAUCCAGCCCUACACCACAGAGGAGAGCUCCGGCAGUCCCGCCCUCCCGGCCCGGAUCUCGAGGCCCGGCUCCUGGACCUCCGCCUGCUGGUGGUCCCACUCUGGGUGGUGCACCUCCUGUGCCCUCUAGGCCAGGGGCCUCCCCGGAUCCUUUUGGGCCUCCCCCUCAGGUUCCAUCUCGGCCCAACCGUGCACCUCCGGGUGUCCCCAGCCGCCCUGGCAAAGCUAGCCCCUCCCGCCCGGAGAGUCCAAAGCCACCAUUUGACAUGUAACUUCUGCUCCCUCUGAAAUCCAUCCUUUUAUCUGCCUCUUAGCUGUUCUGUCCUGGAAUGGUCCGACGCACAUCUUAAAAAACACGGCUUUGUUCUGUCGUAGCUUGUGGCUUGCACAUAUCAGACGUGACUCUAGUGAAACUGGUUUCUUCCUUCCUUCCAGUUGCUUUAACGGAAUAAAAAUUGAGUUAUAUUGUAGUAAUGAGAAACAUAUCUUUACUGUUAUAUAAAUAUCUAUAAAUAUAUAUAUAUAUAUAAAGAUCUAAAUCUAUAUGGUGUCCAGAAGUUUUAAAAGCCUUUAAUGCUUCUGAUGUUGAUUUUAGCAAAUACUUGACUAGGAAGAGUCGAUAUACGUACACACGUGCACCCAACUGAGACUCAGCAGCAAAGCCUGAGAUGAAUUCUCCGCUGCAUGGAGUUGGGUUAUUUUGUUGCCCCCAAAUUGUGGGUGAAUCUUCGCAGUGCUGGUAGUACCUGUGAUGCUGUCUGUGAUCUGUCAACUCUUGUUCACUGGCUGAAAUAAACUAUCAUUUCUGUACAAUGGAGGACUCCGUGACUAGAAAUAAAAGUAUCUCACUCCA
Molecule: messenger RNA, 3180 nt
Organism: Heteronotia binoei (common prickly gecko)
Lineage: Eukaryota; Metazoa; Chordata; Lepidosauria; Squamata; Gekkonidae
Gene: DNM1
Product: dynamin 1
Exons: 21
Coding region: 14-2599 (861 amino acids)
Cellular component (GO): cytoplasm; membrane; microtubule
Molecular function (GO): GTP binding; microtubule binding; GTPase activity
Source: RefSeq, a predicted model, not a curated record